AUGUCUUCUCUUCUCUUCUCUUCUGUUUUAAAAUCUUCUUUUCUUUUUUCUUUUGAUGUUUUCUCUUCUCUUUUUUUCUCUUCUGAUGUCUUAUCUUCUGUUCUGAUUUCUUCUUUUCUCUUUUCUUCUGAUUUUCACGCCUACGGGGACCACUCUCAGAUCAACUACCUCCGUAUGCAGCACCGCACCGCUAGUCAAGAGUUGGAGUUCCUCUGCGACGGCACCGUCGUCUACGGCAGUCCGACGCCGGACGUUGACAAGAUCGACUACAGCCGAGCCACGGCAUUCCGAGCCACGGCAUUGUUGGCGCACAACUACCGCGUGAUUGACUUGGCCGCCGGCGAACGGCGACCCGCCGAUGAAGAGUUCGUUGACAAACUUGUGUACAGAGACGCCAUUGGACGACCCGACGUUAGCGUCUUGGUGGAGCACGAUGGUUGCCAGUCACAACGUCAUGGUUACAGGGAAGCUGGGCAUGGGUUUUCUAUCACAGUCGAUGCUAUUACUUCUGUUGGGCAUGACUUUUCAUUUUCACCUUUCAAGCCAACUAGCCUCCAGUUCAUCCCUACCUCGUAUCCAGGCGAUGCCAGCCGUGACAACAGUUGCUGGCCACUCGUGAUCCGCACUGGAGGAUCACAUUUCACCACUUUCCAAUUCACUCACGAAUAG
This is a messenger RNA of Protopolystoma xenopodis, 669 nucleotides long. NCBI's taxonomy places the organism in Eukaryota, Metazoa, Platyhelminthes, Monogenea, Polystomatidea, Polystomatidae. The record is from the annotation of a GenBank genome assembly.